Messenger RNA from Tyto alba (common barn owl), 3638 nucleotides. It is a transcript of the gene FBXO42, whose product is annotated as F-box protein 42. The transcript is spliced from 10 exons. Gene Ontology annotation, molecular function: protein binding. Bases 174 to 2309 code for a protein of 711 amino acids. NCBI's taxonomy places the organism in Eukaryota, Metazoa, Chordata, Aves, Strigiformes, Tytonidae. The record is from RefSeq and is a predicted model, not a curated record.
GCCGCGGCCGUGAGCGGCGGCGGCGGAGGGAAGGGAAGAUGGCGGCGCCGGUUCGAGCCGUCACCCGGGCGACGCGACGGCCCCGGCGCCUGCAGCCCUGAGGGCCCGGCGCUCCCCCGUCCUCCCCCAGCUGCGGCGGGAGGUGGCCGGCGGCAGCUUUGAAGUGGAAUGCCAUGGCCAGUUCCUCGGACAGUGAAGAUGAUGGUUUCAUGGCCGUGGAUCCAGAAGACGCUGUGGUCGAAGGGACAAUGGAGCAAGACGAUGAGCCACAUGCUGAGCUGGAGGUCGAGGAGACCAGGCAUAACAGAUCAAUGUUAGAGCUCCCAGAAGAGGUUUUGGAAUAUAUCCUCUCCUUCCUUUCACCCUACCAGGAGCACAAAACUGCUGCCCUUGUCUGCAAACAGUGGUAUCGACUAAUCAAAGGUGUGGCCCAUCAGUGUUAUCACGGCUUUAUCAAAGCAGUGCAAGAAGGAAAUAUUCAGUGGGAGAGUCGCACUUACCCCUACCCUGGCACCCCCAUCACGCAACGCUUCUCACACAGUGCGUGUUACUAUGACGCUAACCAGUCGAUGUACGUGUUUGGUGGCUGCACGCAGAGCAGUUGUAACGCCGCCUUCAACGACCUCUGGAGACUUGACCUGAACAGCAAGGAGUGGAUCCGGCCCCUGGCAUCAGGUUCAUACCCCUCGCCCAAGGCUGGGGCCACGCUGGUGGUCUACAAGGACUUGCUUGUGCUUUUUGGUGGGUGGACUCGACCAAGCCCUUACCCUCUGCACCAGCCAGAGAGGUUCUUUGAUGAAAUCCAUACAUAUUCGCCCUCCAAAAACUGGUGGAACUGCAUCGUGACCACCCACGGCCCCCCUCCCAUGGCAGGACACUCCUCCUGUGUCAUCAAAGACAAAAUGAUCGUCUUUGGGGGUUCUCUAGGAUCUCGACAAAUGAGCAAUGAUGUCUGGGUGCUGGAUCUCGAGCAGUGGGCUUGGUCCAAGCCCAACAUCUCCGGGCCCAGCCCUCACCCGCGAGGUGGCCAGUCUCAGAUUGUAAUAGACAACGAAACCAUUUUAAUCCUCGGUGGCUGUGGUGGUCCCAAUGCACUGUUUAAAGACGCCUGGUUACUGCACAUGCACGCAAACCCCUGGACGUGGCAACCGCUCAAGGUGGAGAACGAAGACCACGGAGCCCCAGAGCUGUGGUGCCAUCCUGCCUGCAGGGUGGGACAGUGCGUUGUGGUCUUUAGCCAAGCUCCCAGUGGCCGAGCCCCGCUGAGUCCCAGUUUGAACUCUCGCCCCUCUCCCAUCAGCGCCACGCCGCCCGCCCUGGUCCCCGAAACACGGGAGUACCGCUCUCAGUCGCCCGUCAGGAACACGGACGAAGCUCCCUGCGUCAACGGCCGCUGGGGCACCUUGCGACCCAGAGCACAGAGGCAAACCCCCUCGGGAUCCCGGGAAGGCAGCCUCUCCCCGGCCAGAGGGGACAGUUCCCCUGUACUCAACGGUGGGAGUUUAUCGCCCGGAGCCACGGCGGCCGGCGGUGCCUCCUUGGACAGCCCCGUGCAGGUCGUAUCGCCCGGCACGCCUUCCGCGGCCGAAGGCUUCGACCUAAAAGUGGGGCUCGCCCUGGCACCCCGACGGGGAUCUCUGCCCGAGCAGAAAGACCUGCGUUUGGGAUCCGUCGACCUGAGCUGGGAGCAGAAACCGGCUUCCAUCAUCUGCCAGAUGGACAGCGUGGAGGGCAGGACUGUCGGCGCGAGCCUGAGGAACCCCCCCGAGCAGACCAACGGCAUCCACACGCCGCCCCACGUCGCCAGCUCCCUCCCCGGGGCCGUCUCCCCCGGCGCGCUCCGGAGGAGCUUGGAGGCUGUCAAAGCCCUUUCUUCCAAAGGCUCCUCGGCUUCUGCGGCACUGAGCCCUCCCCUGGCCUCUUCCCCGGGCUCCCCGGGCGCCGAGACGGGCUCCACAGCGCGUCCGGGCUCUACCCAGAGCGAGGGCCACUCCUUACCUCCCAUCGCCCGCCGCCUGGGCCACCACCCUCCCCAGUCCCUCAACGUGGGGAAGCCUUUAUACCAGAGCAUGAACUGCAAACCCAUGCAGAUGUACGUGCUGGACAUUAAAGACACCAAGGAAAAAGGGCGAGUCAAAUGGAAAGUGUUCAACAGCAGUUCGGUGGUGGGGCCGCCUGAAACCAGUUUACACACGGUGGUGCAAGGCAGAGGAGAGUUAAUAAUAUUCGGUGGCCUCAUGGACAAGAAACAAAACGUGAAAUACUAUCCCAAAACAAAUGCCUUGUACUUUGUGCGAGCAAAAAGAUAAUGCGGCCCGAGCCCUUCACCGCCAUCACCUUUUCCCCUCCCUCCCCACGGCUCUUCCCUCUCCUUCCCAAGCCCUUCCUCUGUCACACAGGCGUUCAAACUGUGAAUUAGGGAGCAAGAAACCAAUAAAGUCCAAGCAAAACCUCCAGCGCUGCCCCGCCGGUUCCCAGUAAGAGCCCAGUUAAGCAAAUGGUGUUUACAGGCGGGGAAGGACCCACACCGCUGUGAUCCAAGCCAAGGAUUUGGGGUGAGCAGGUAGGGAAAUCUGCCAUCCACUGUCCUCUUGAGGUUGGGUUGUUUUUUUUUUUUGCCAGGGGUUUGAGAGUCUUCCUAUGUCUCCGAAACUCCUUGCGGGAUGUGAGUGCAGGUGGUUUUAUACAAACAACCCAAAUACCGGCAGGCAGGAGGCUGUUAGCUUGUGCGCACUGAUUAUUUCCAUGCUUGACUCCGUAAGGAAAACAACAGCAAUACCCCACCAGGAAUCUCCCGGUGCUGCAAACUUUUGCUCUACCCAAACACGAUGCCUUUUUUUUUUUUUUUUUUUUUUUUUUGCCUCUCACCCCUUUGGCCUGCCAGUCUCAUUCCUGUCCUUCAUCCAGGACCGUGAGAAGGAAGGACAGACAGGUUUUUUGUAUCAAAAUGCCAAAAAUCUUAAGAAUUAGCCAGCUGUUAGCAUCCUCCCCUCCCUGCACUGUGCUGGAUCAAGCUUCAGGAUCAGCCCUGAUCCCUCCUGAUCAGCAAAAAAAACCUCUAAAAAUCCCAUUAUUCCCCCACCACCCAGAAAUGUGGCUGCCACUUCCCUUCUAGACGCGAAGGUUUUGUUUCAACAGCCCCAACCCACUCAAGGCUGAACCAGCACCUUGUAGCCUGGGAUCAGGAUGGUUUUUUCCAGACAAAAUGAUGAAUAUUGGUGAAUUUGAGGGGUGUGAGCAGCCCCGAUAGCAGCUCCUGCACCUCAUCUUUGCACGUGCCUCCUCCUGCAAAGAUUAAAACAAAUUAAAAUCCGAAGGGAUUGAACCUGUGCGUCCCUCUGGGACAACCUCCUCCCUUCCCUUUCCCCUCGAGGUGAUGCGGGGGGUGGGAAAAAUGGGUGGAUUCUGCCAGGUUUUGGUCAACGACCUCCAGCACCCAAAAAGGAGGGAACCCUCCCCAAACCGGCAGUGCCAUGACGUGGCCCCUCUUUUCCCCUCCCCCUGCUCCCCCCCUCUGUCCCCACUGAGCUUUUUGCCGGUUGGAGCCUUAAAUCACAUCCCAGCCGCGUGGAGAUGGGGAGGGUUUUGCUUCGUCUGCGGCUUUUCCACCUCUGUAAAUAAAUCCCUCGUUAAAUCCA